This is a messenger RNA of Dendrobium catenatum, 1053 nucleotides long. RefSeq names its product probable histone chaperone ASF1A. Bases 241 to 915 code for a protein of 224 amino acids. The record is from RefSeq and is a predicted model, not a curated record. Lineage: Eukaryota; Viridiplantae; Streptophyta; Magnoliopsida; Asparagales; Orchidaceae. Gene Ontology annotation, cellular component: nucleus. Gene Ontology annotation, molecular function: histone binding. Gene Ontology annotation, biological process: DNA replication-dependent chromatin assembly. The transcript is spliced from 3 exons.
CGAGGCUUCCUACAAUCAAUUUGGUAAAUUCACAAGCAAUUCACCGACACCGGGGUCGCUGGGAGCGGCAGAAUUUAAAAUCCAAAAUACAGGCGACCGCCUUUCGCUAGGGUCCCAAAAAGAUCCCUCCUUUUCCUCUCCUCUUCCCGCCUUCUGAUCCCAUGUAAUUAAGCUGCCAAUCUUUUCCUUUACCCGACGUUCGACAGAGUCUAGGGUUUUGCUCGAUCGAAGGUCUCGGUCAUGAGUGCAGUGAACAUAACUAACGUGGCAGUUCUCGACAAUCCGGCGGCAUUCCUCAACCCUUUCCAGUUUGAGAUCUCCUACGAGUGUCUAGUGCCUCUUACGGACGAUCUAGAAUGGAAGCUCAUAUAUGUAGGAUCUGCCGAGGAUGAGAAAUAUGACCAGCUUCUUGAGAGUGUACUUGUUGGUCCUGUCAAUGUGGGAAACUACCGGUUUGUGUUUCAGGCAGAUCCACCAGACCCUACAAAGAUCCGGGAAGAGGACAUUCUUGGUGUGACUGUGCUGCUUCUGACCUGCUCCUACAUUGGCCAGGAGUUCAUAAGAGUAGGCUACUAUGUAAACAAUGAUUAUGAUGAUGAACAACUAAGGGAAGAACCUCCCACUAAGGUCUUGAUUGAUCGAGUUCAGCGGAAUAUAUUGGCCGACAAGCCCCGUGUUACUAAAUUCCCAAUCAAUUUCCAUCCUGAAAGCAAUGAAAAUGGAGUCCAGCCUGCUGUAAAUCCUUCACCCGAAGCCAUUAAUGGUGAUGAAGAUGAGAAUGAUCCUGAGCUAGAAAUCAAGAUAAACAUAGAUGCCGGAGCCCAGCCUGCUGGACAUCCUUCACCUGUAGCUAACAAUGCUGAUGAACAAGAGAACCAUUCAGCUCUAGAUGUCAAGAAGAAGAUAGAAGUGUAAGACAAUAGACUGAGACUUCGUUUGGGACGGCUUUCUUACUGUUUCAUAAAACAGUUUUUUAAUACAAAAAUUAAAAAGCUGCUUUAAGAAGUAGAAAAAAGACGUCCCAAACGAAGCCUGAGCAUCACAAUUCUUCAA